UGGGGUUUAAAACCCCGCUCCGCACGCGGCUCCGACACCAUAGAACUCGGUCGGCUACAGCGUCGCCGCUGUACGUUCGGCAGACAGCCGUAGCCGCGCGCUAUAGCUAUUGAGCCCGCAACAACAACAAGAGACACGCCACGGCAGGGACAUAGCAGGCACGCUUGCAGGCAUAGCCACCGCUGCACGUAAAGCAGCAAAGAAACGCGCCGCGGAUAUUGACACAGCUGGCACGUAGCGGUCACGAUAGCGUCCGGGCGCAGCGGCGGCAGCGGCGGCAGCAGCAGCUCCACGAACAGCCUGCAGCAGCAGCAGCUCCACGAACAGCCUGCAGCAGCAGCAGCUCGAGACGACACGGACAGAAGCGGUGGCCGCGGCGCAUACAUCAGCUGUGCGUAACAGAGGCUGUUGGUACAGGAUCCAUCGCCGCAUUGCUCUCAACGGCAGCCACCAUCAUCAUCAGCAGCAGCAAGUGAAUCUUCAUCACCAUCGGCACCAUGAGGCUCUCGCUGUCGCUGCUGCUGCUGCUGCUGUCUCUCUGCCCGGUCGUGCUGUGCUGGCCGACAGACAACGGAAACAAUGGUGGCGCCUCCGUGGAGGAUGAGAAGGAGGAGAUCGCGGCGGUGGGGAAGGAGGAGGAGGUGAAGGGGGUGAAGACGGAGACGGCGGAGCCGGGCAAGCGAGGGGUGGACGAGGAGCCAGGGGAGCAGGGCCUGACCUUCGUGUACCACCGCUACCCCGAGCUCCGUCGUGCCCUGCUCGCCGUGUGGCUGCAGUGCCCGGACGUGAGCCGCGUCUACAGCGUGGGGAGAAGCUUCGAGGGCCGAGAGCUGCUCGCCAUCGAGCUCACAGACCGGCCUGGGGAGCACCAGCCCGGCGAGCCGGAGUUCAAGUACGUGGGCAACAUGCACGGCAACGAGGCGGUGGGGCGUGAGCUGCUCAUCAACCUGGCGCAGUACCUGUGCGCCGAGUACAAGCGUGGCAACCGCACCAUCGUGAACCUCCUGCACAGCACGCGCAUCCACAUCAUCCCCAGCAUGAACCCCGACGGGUUCGAGCUCGCCGCCAGCCAGGACGGCCCGGACAAGGACUGGCUGCUGGGACGGAACAACGCCCAGGGAGUCGACCUCAACCGCAACUUCCCGGACCUGGACCGCAUCGUGUACGCCAACGAGCGCACCGGCGGCGCCAACAACCACCUGCUGCACGACCUGCGGGCACGCGUGGACAACGACCCCCGGAUGGCGCCCGAGACCAAGGCGAUGAUCCACUGGAUCAUGGACGUGCCGUUCGUGCUGUCGGCAAACCUGCACGGAGGAGACAUCGUGGCCAACUACCCGUACGACGAGACACGCACGGGCACCGACCAGCAGUACACGGCCUGCCCGGACGACGUGGUCUUCAAGAGCCUGGCGCUCGCCUACUCCCUGCCGCACCCGGUCAUGUCCAACCUGCGGCGCCCGCCCUGCGACAUGGAGGGGGACGACCGCUUCGUCAACGGCACCACCAACGGCGCGGCGUGGUACAGCGUGCCGGGAGGCAUGCAGGACUUCAACUACCUGAGCAGCAACUGCUUUGAGAUCACGCUGGAGCUGAGCUGUGAGAAGUUCCCGGCGGAGCGGGAGCUGCGCCGCUACUGGCGCGAGAACCGCGACUCGCUCGUCAGCUACGUACAGCAGGUGCACCGUGGGAUCAAGGGGCUGGUGCGCGACGAGAACGAGCGCGCCAUCGCCAACGCCACCAUCUCCGUCAAGGGCAUCGCUCACGACAUCACCACAGCGAGGGACGGGGACUACUGGCGCCUGCUGGUGCCCGGGGACUACCAGGUGACGGCGUCGGCACCGGGCUUCCAGAGCGUCACCAAGAAGGUGGCGGUCGCUUACAGCCCCCCCACCAAGCUGAACUUCGACCUGACGUCCAACGCGCACCGCGAGGAGGAGAAGGAGGAGAUGCUCACGUGGUGGAAGAUGAUGUCCGAGACGCUCAACUUCUGAGACGCAGCCACGGACGCGGAAUGGCCACUGUGUGUACCCCCCCCCCCACCCAGCCCCCCACUGCUUGUUUCCUCCCCCCCCCCCCGCCCCCCCCCCCCCCCCAAGUGUAAACCGCGUUGGCUAUGCUGAGCGCGACGUGGAACGAUGGGGUGUUGUGCGUGCUUUCGCGAAUCUUUGCUCGCUUGCAGAGCGAGGAUGGGUCUGAGCGGGCACCGGUUCCCCCCACGGCGAGGGGGGGGUGGAAGGGACUCGGUGUUGAACGUCGUCAUUUCAGAGGGUCCCAGGGGAGAGAGAACCCCCCCUCCCCGCCCCCCCUUUACUCAAGGUGCGGGGUCCUCUAUUGCCAAGGGGACCCCUGUCCUGUCUCUGUUCCGGAAUCCCCCCUCUCAAAAGGCAUUCCUCUAUCCAUAGGAACCGAUUUCAGUGCAAGGGGACUUGGUUACAGCCCCGGCGAGACCUGCCUGCAUGAAGGGGGGCUCGCCUGUCCAAAUGGACCCCCCCCUCUGUCAGUCAAAGGGGACUCGUCAGCCACAUCAAAGGCAGAGGAGGGGGGGUACUCAAUACUUGGCAGGGACCUCCUCGUUUCCUGAUUUAAUAUCUGGGUCAGAUUUCCCCGCGAGUUAAAAUGCGUGUCAGACCGGGCUGUCAAUCCGAAUCUUUAUUUAGAGACUGCAGGAGGAGGAAUCCCACGGGCGAUGAAGCUCUCACGGUCACGGAUGUCCAGUAUGGGCGGGACAAUCGUAAGGGGGACCCCCCCUCUGUCAAGGGGUGGGGACCAUCAACUCGAUUGUGGUGGACCUGUCAAGGGGGGGACCGCUAUCCCUAUACCCCGGGGGGGGAGGGGGCUGUGGGGAAUCUGCGAGUGCUCUGGCCGUGUUCGCAACGUGAUGGGAGAUGGAACCGAAAUGCCCCCUUGUCUCUGCGUGGCCGUGGUGGGUGGUAGCUGCCGCCGCUGCCAUUGUUGUAAUCGUGGAGUGUUGCUAUAGCUGUGCAGUAUUAUUAUAAUAUAAUCACUCUUGGUUGUGUCACUUUAUAAUUUGUGGAGUUGCGUGUUUGUUUCCUUCUGCUCCCCCUCCCCCGUGCAAUGAUGUCCUGGUUGUGAGAAAGGCCGUGCAGAUCGCGCCGAGUCGGAGAUAAUUUAACGUGUUGGCGCUUUUCGGAGAGAACGCCCGCCGGGAGAUGUUGGUGACAGUGUGUGGCCUGCGGUGAACCCUGUACCCCACGCCCCCAAUGCUGUGCAUGCCCCCCCCCCUCCCCCCCCCCCCCCCCUCCACCCCCCCCCCCCACACUCACCUCCCCCCCCCCCACACUCACCUCCCCACGCGCCAGGCCCCGACGGUUAGAACGCGGCGAUCGUUCCGGCCAGAGAGGUUCACACGCAGAGUGAAGAAGCCCCGGUCGCUGUCGUUUUAAAAAUUGACUUUAAUGAAUUUAACCGAAGGUGGUUUCCGUUCGUUCCACGUCGAGGGGCGUGCAUUGUGCGCUGAGGGGGCGGGGUGGGGGGCGGGGUGGGGGGCAGUAAAGUGUCGCUCCGCAUGCAGUCAUCGUGCGAGCGCUGCCGCGGCCGUGCCAAUGCUCGGACUCCGUCUCGAUCAGUGAACUGUGGGUGGGGGGGGUUGGUGGGCCCCGCGAACCGGCUCCAGUAACAGCGAGGGAUGCCUCCGGGUUUCUAGAAAGUACCAGACUCCGCUCCCCACCUAACACCCCCCCUCCCCCACCACCACGCCCGCUGCCACCACCCCCCCCCCCACCUUCCUCCGAUCACGAAAACGCGGUAGUUGAUUGUAUCCGUUCAAGAGUUCUGUGUCAACGCGUUAGACAAAUAAAUAGUGGCUCUGCUUUUCCCUGU
Molecule: messenger RNA, 3843 nt
Organism: Petromyzon marinus (sea lamprey)
Lineage: Eukaryota; Metazoa; Chordata; Hyperoartia; Petromyzontiformes; Petromyzontidae
Source: RefSeq, a predicted model, not a curated record